This is a messenger RNA of Scheffersomyces coipomensis, 1914 nucleotides long. It is a transcript of the gene MNN2, whose product is annotated as Mnn2p. The coding region runs from base 1 to 1914 and encodes 637 amino acids. Gene Ontology annotation, molecular function: alpha-1,2-mannosyltransferase activity. The transcript has a single exon. Gene Ontology annotation, biological process: mannan biosynthetic process. The record is from RefSeq and is a predicted model, not a curated record. NCBI's taxonomy places the organism in Eukaryota, Fungi, Ascomycota, Pichiomycetes, Serinales, Debaryomycetaceae. Gene Ontology annotation, cellular component: Golgi apparatus.
AUGGCGUAUGCGAAGUUUUCCAGAAGACAUCGUUUGAAAUAUCUAGUGUAUGCCCUUGUGGGAUUAUUUCUAAUUUAUGAAGCAUUCCAAUUAUCUAGUCAUGAGUUUUCAAUUGAAGAUAUCGAACGUCAAAUACUUAGUCAAGUAGGACCCACAUCACCUUCUAAAGGGCACAAUAAUCAAAUUCCGUUAUCGAUUCCUGAAACUCCGUUAAAAAAGCAGGAUGGUAGUAUUGCCAAACCAAAAUUAUCAGCAGAAGAAGUAGCCCAAGAAUUAAAAGAUAACGAAGCUAAAGAAGAAGAUGAAAUCCCUGAAAAGAAAGUUCCAUCAAGACCUCUUACUCCAGAAGAAUUGGCUUCAGUACGCGAUUUAACUGUAUUUUUCAAUGAUAUGGAAAAGUAUAGUAUAAAAGCUCCAUCAAUAAAAGAUAAAUAUAAGACAGAAAAGGCUAGGGAAUUAUUUGCUGGUGCUGAUGAUUUCUUGUUUUCUAAGGAAUACUUAGAAAAUGUACUUGAUAUAUCUCCUGAUACCUUUAAUGUAUUAAAAGAUUCUCAUACUCGUUAUUUACAAGAACAUAUACCUAAAUUAGUAGAUGAUCUUGGUCUUUCCACCUUUGGUAGUAUAUUAGAAUCUGAUCCUGAAUGGAAGGAUUACCAUGGUUCUGCAGGAUAUGUAUUAGUUGGAGGUGAAAGAUAUAGUUGGUUAUCAUAUUUAGUUAUCAGACAAAUCAGAGCAACAGGAGCUAAAUUACCUAUAGAAUUAUUCAUUCCAUCAGAAUUAGAAUAUGAAAAGGACUUUUGUGAAACUGUAUUACCAAAGUAUAAUGCUAAAUGUGUGGUAUUUAAUACUGAUUUUGCUAGAGAUUUAAGUAAACGAUUUAAUAUUGGUGGUUAUCAAUUUAAAAUGUUAGCUUUAUUAAGUUCAAAAUUUGAGAAUAUCUUAUAUCUUGAUUCAGAUAAUUUCCCAACUAAGAAUGUGGAAUAUAUCUUUGAUUCUGAAAUCUAUAAGAAGAGAAAAUUAAUAUUAUGGCCUGAUGCAUGGGCAAGAACUACAAAUCCAAAAUUCUUUGAAAUUGCUGGAGUUAAAGUACUUGAAAAUAAAUUAAGAUAUUCUGAUUAUGAUAGAAAACAAGCUGAACUUGCCGACAAACCCCUUAAAAAGUUAUCUGAAUACACUUUCGAAGAUUCUUGGUUUCAUGAUUUUGAAGGUACUUUACCUAAUCCAACUUCAGAAACUGGUAUGCUUAUCAUUAAUAAAACUACUCAUUUGAAAACUUUAUUAUUAUGUUUGUAUUAUAACGUUUUUGGUCCCGACUUUUAUUAUCCAUUAUUAACCCAAGGUUCAGCUGGUGAAGGUGAUAAAGAGACAUUCAUAGCUGCUGCAAGUGUGUUAAAAAAGCCAUGGUUUCAAACUCCAAAACAAUUCAGAUGGACGGGUUAUUUUAAAGAAAACGAUGAAGGAUUUACUUCGAAAGCUUUGGGGCAUCAUGAUCCAAUUCAAUCCUUAAAAGCAAAGGAUGAUAAGGAAGAAGUUGACAUUAUCUUUAUGCAUUUAUCAUAUCCAAAAUUCUAUCCAAGUUGGCUAGUAGAUAAUCAUGAUUUGGUUUAUGAAAAAUCAGGUAAUCAUAUUCGAAUGUAUGCUGAUAUCAAUGAUAAUGUAGGAUAUGAUUUUGAUUUAAGAGUAUUACAAUUAUUUACUCAAGGUUUAUGUAAGGAUUAUUACGAUUUAGAUGGAAUUCCAAUUGAUGGUACUGACGGACCGAAGAGAUCAGUGGAUUAUAUGGGUAAAUAUUUGAGAUAUAUUAGUACUGAUGAAACAAAGAAUAAGGAAAGAUGUGAGAAAGUCUUCCUUCCUCAUUUGAAAUGGUUAAAAGAUACCACCAAAUUCCCUAAAUCAAAACUGGUGAUUGUAUAG